This is a messenger RNA of Zootermopsis nevadensis, 1120 nucleotides long. Its product is annotated as actin-related protein 2/3 complex subunit 3. Gene Ontology annotation, biological process: Arp2/3 complex-mediated actin nucleation; regulation of actin filament polymerization. The record is from RefSeq and is a predicted model, not a curated record. Gene Ontology annotation, cellular component: Arp2/3 protein complex; cytoskeleton. Lineage: Eukaryota; Metazoa; Arthropoda; Insecta; Blattodea; Termopsidae.
CGUAUUAUGAGAUUCCAGUGAGCGGGAACUGCAUUAUCUGUGGUGUUAUGGGUUGUGGUUUAGGUUUAUAAUUUUGUGUCGUUUGUGGUUAAUUAGGACUUUAUUCGGUUUAAAAGCCUUUUGUUUAGAAAAUUUAUUAUUAGUGUCUACAGCAUAUACAUUGUAAUGCCUGCGUACCACUCAUGCUUUCUGGAAUAUAACCAGAUGGUCGGAAAUAUGGCCAUUCUUCCCUUCAGAACUCAAUUCAGAGGCCCUGCUCCAACAUUUACGAAGGAUAUUGAUAUAAUUGAUGAAGCUUUAUAUUUCUUUAAGGCUAAUGUAUUCUUUAGAACAUAUGAAAUAAAGAGUGAAGCAGACAGGGUACUGAUAUAUAUUACGCUGUACAUCACGGAGUGUCUGAAGAAAUUGCAGAAAUGCAGCACCAAGAACCAAGGCAUGCAUGAGAUGUACACAUUGGCUAUAUCCAAGUUUGACAUUCCUGGUGAACCUGGAUUUCCGCUCAACUCGGUUUACGCGAAACCCAUCAAUUCCACAGAAGCUGAUCUGAUGAGACAGUACUUGCAACAGAUCAGGCAGGAGACAGGCGUGCGGGUGUGUGAAAAGGUGUUUGGGACAGAUGAUGGUAAGCCAUCAAAAUGGUGGCUGUGCUUUGCCAAGAAGAAAUUCAUGGACAAAUCACUGUCUGGCCCAGGGCAGUAAUGAAACACUAUCUUGUUUUAUAUUGUAAUUGUAUAUACUUUAUGUAUCUGUCUUUAGGCCUAAACUGUAUUUGGAAUUAUGUCUAUUUUCUUCUUGUAUUGUUGGUCAUGAUAAAAGUUUCAAGAUAAUAAACAUUAAUUUCUAUAUGUGGUUAUGAAAGUCUUCGCUUUAGAGUUAUGUGAUUUUGACGUUUACUGUAGCCAUUUCAGGCAAAUGUUUAGAUAAGAAUGUGCGGUGUCACAGCAGUAUGGCUAUUAAUCUGUGUAAUAAAUAAGAAAUUUGUGUAUGUCUGUGCCUAUUGGUAUCUGUCCUGCCUGGUGAUUUUUGAUCAUUUUGACUGAUGGUGAUUUUGACUGUGAAUUAGUGUUGAGAUGUAAAAUUAUUUUGUGUCUGUAAAAUUAUAUUUUUAACUAACUUUGUA